Molecule: messenger RNA, 1422 nt
Organism: Nanorana parkeri
Lineage: Eukaryota; Metazoa; Chordata; Amphibia; Anura; Dicroglossidae
Gene: CTSE
Product: cathepsin E
Exons: 9
Coding region: 4-1197 (397 amino acids)
Biological process (GO): proteolysis
Cellular component (GO): endosome
Molecular function (GO): aspartic-type endopeptidase activity
Source: RefSeq, a predicted model, not a curated record
ACAAUGAAGCAAAUUCUUGUAGUAUUUCUCAUUGUGUCUUUUGCCGAUGGGAUAAUUCGAAUUCCCUUGAAGAGACAGAAUUCAUUGCGAAAAAGUCUUAAGGAGAAAGGAAAGCUUUCACAUUUAUGGACAAAACAGGGACUGGAAUUCCUGCAGUACAGUGAAUCUUGUAGCACUCCAGAAGCUGCAAGUGAGCCUCUUAUGAACUACUUGGAUGUGGAGUAUUUUGGGCAGAUUUCUAUUGGUACACCCCCUCAGCAGUUUACUGUAAUCUUUGACACUGGGUCUUCAAAUCUGUGGGUUCCAUCUAUAUAUUGUACAAGUCAAGCAUGCAUGGAACACAACAGGUUCCGACCAAGCCAAUCUUCAACCUAUGUUUCAAAUGGUGAAUCUUUCUUUAUUCAGUAUGGGACUGGCAAUUUAACUGGAAUAUUAGGAAUCGAUCAGGUUACUGUUCAAGGUAUUACUGUACAAAAGCAGACAUUUGCAGAAAGUGUAUCAGAGCCAGGGAGCACCUUCCAAAAUGCAAAUUUUGAUGGGAUCUUGGGAUUGGCAUACCCCAGCCUGGCUGUUGAUAACUGCAUUCCAGUCUUUGACAACAUGAUUGCACAAAACGUAGUGGAAAUGCCUUUAUUUGGUGUCUACAUGAACAGAGAUUCGAACUCUGCAGAAGGUGGAGAACUGAUGCUGGGUGGCUUUGACACAUCCCGCUUCUCUGGCCAGCUAAAAUGGGUGCCAGUAACCGUUCAAGGAUAUUGGCAAAUACAAGUGGAUUCCAUACAGGUGGCAGGCCAAGUGGUAUUUUGCAGUGGCGGGUGUCAAGCCAUAGUAGACACUGGCACUUCUAUGAUCACAGGCCCAUCAGUUGAUAUCGAACAAAUGCAAAAUUAUAUUGGAGUCACAAGUACGGAUGGAGAGUAUGGUGUGAGUUGUUCUCUCAUGAGUCAACAGCCUACUGUCACUUUUACAAUCAAUGGUGUGGAUUAUUCACUGACACCUGAACAAUAUAUGCUUGAGGAGGGAGAUGACUACUGCAGCAGCGGAUUUCAGGGUCUAGAUAUUUCUCCCCCAUCAGGACCACUGUGGAUUCUGGGUGAUGUUUUCAUUGGCCAAUAUUAUUCUGUUUUUGAUCGAGGUAACAACCGAGUGGGUUUUGCUCCAGUGAUUUCCUAUGAAACUACAACAAAUGGAGCAUGAGAUAGUACAGGAAUGUCCUUUAUUAAUUAUAUUUGAUGUUGUAUCUUUUCAAUUGUAAUUACCUUUUGAUUAAAACAAAGGAGAAACCAUAAUCGUUAUAUAUGUAAAAACAAUGUGAUAAUGUGUGGUAUUAAAAAUUUACAAAUGACUGGAAAUCUUUUGUUAUAUUUAAUUAUAACUAUAGCAAAUAUCCAUAUUUUUGCCAAAUUCAGAUUGCUAAGCAUU